GAAAUAAUCAUUGAAAAGCAUGACUUUUCUCAACAUCUGAUUUGACUAUAAGAACAUAGGCUACUGUACUUCCGUUUAAGCACUCGAUGAGCUGCUCAGUCAGGAGAGAGAUGAACGCCUUCCUCUUUGUUAGACAUCAGGAAGUAAUGAACACACACACGUAUGUUUUGAAAGUUGGAUUUCCCCACAUCAGUCAGUGCAGCGAAGAAUUUCUGUAUUGCUUAAUAAUGGGAUACGUGUCAACAUCUGAUCCGUCUGCGGUGCUUUGCUGAACAUUUCAAUCUGAGCUCAACCAAUCACAGCUGUGCAUCAACCGUUUUCCUCAAUCAUGUCGGAUUUGAAUGACUCUUUGAACAUAAACUUCUUGAAAGAGUCUGUAUUGAAGAGGCUCUGUGAGUCCCUUGACAAGGCCAACAAUAAGGGAUGGCGAAAACUGGGGGAGAUUGUGAAAAGUGAGAAGCGAUUCAAAGUGAGUCUGGAUGAUAUGGACAUGUGUUCCCUGAAGGCUUUGGAGGCGGACGGAAGUCCUUCCCGCAGUCUGCUCAAACUCAUUGGAGAUCAGGGAUGUAUGGUGGGUGAACUGGUGGAGUUUCUACAGAUCAUGGGUCAUACGGAUGCCCUGCAGUGUCUGAAAUCUCCAGGAAUUCAAAUCAUCGUCCAGCCGCAGUCGGUGGCUGUCAUUGCUGGACACAACCUUCGUCUCAGUUGUUAUGCGGUUGGUGCUUCACAUGUGCAAUUCAAGUGGUUUAAGAAAACGGAAGAGGUACAUAACAGCUCCUCCCCAGACCUGGUGUUCAGUCCAGUCCGGCUCAAAGAUGCAGGGUUUUACAUCUGUCGAGUGAACUGUGGAAACGCGUAUGAGUUCAGUCACUGGGCCCAAGUAGAUGUCCUCGAUGUUCCACCAAGAUAUGGAUUAGUGUCUCUGGCUUCAGAGGGCAGGCCAAGGGUGCUGAUCCAGCCUCAAGCCCAAAGGCUGCUGGUGGGAGAUUUACUCUAUCUGGAGUGUGGAGCUAUUGGAAGACCCCUACCACAAUAUCAAUGGUACAGAAACGGAGUGCCGAUCAAAAAAGCCACUAAGAGGAAGUACACUGUCAAGAAUUUGUUGCCAGAGCACCAGGGAAGAUAUCGCUGUGAGAUCUUCUGCAGUAAUGAACGAACGUGGAGCAAUGAAGUGGAUGUUGUUGUUCUAGAAAAUCCUUGCCAUUCUGAAAUGAAAGAUCCAAGAAUAUCUCAUGAAAUUUCAGGAGCAAUGGAGUGCUCUGAAGAUGAUUUUUUGAUUAUUGAAAGGGAAUACAGUCUUGAGAAACCUUAUGCUACAGACAAAGUGGCUCUUCUGAUUGGUAACCUCACAUAUCGAAACCACCCGCAGCUGAAAGCACCCAUGGUUGACGUGUACGACCUCACCAAUCUGCUGCGGCAGCUCAACUUUAAAGUGGUGUCUCUGCUGGAUCUAACCGAGUCAGAGAUGAGGAACGCUGUGGAGGAGUUCUUGUCCCUGCUUCAUAAGGGAGUGUAUGGUUUGUUGUAUUAUGCUGGACAUGGUUAUGAGAACUUUGGGAACAGCUUUAUGGUACCUGUUGAUGCCCCAAAUCCGUACCGUUCAGGCAACUGUCUCUGCGUUCAGAGCAUUCUGAAGCUGAUGCAGGAGAAGGAGACUGGACUCAAUGUCUUCCUCCUCGACAUGUGCAGGAAAAGAAAUUUACAUGACGAUGCCACGCCAAAUGUUGUGCUCCAAGUUACAGCCAAUAUUGUGUUUGGAUAUGCCACUUGCCAAGAUGCUGAGGCUUUUGAACUGAGCUCAAGUGGAUUCACCAAUGGAGUCUUUAUUAAAUUCCUGAAGGAGCGCCUCCUAGAGGAUGAGAAGAUAACUGUUUUGCUAGACAGAGUGGCUGAAGAUAUGGGUCAGUUUGACCCCACAAAGGGUAAGCAGGCUCUAGAGAUCCGCAGCAGCCUGUCAGAGAGACGGUCCCUCACCGAUGCCAUCCGCCCCGGGGACUACUCCGAUGCCGCCGAGGCACAUAAUCUGCUCUGGGCUAAAGCUAAUGAACUGCCGCAGAGUAAAAUUCUGGACUUUGAAUGUGGAGUUCAGAUAAAAAUGGACUUUGCUGCUGAGUUUUCCAAUGUGCUGGUCAUCUACACCAGCAUUGUGAAAAAGCCAGAAGAGAUGCUGUCUUGUCAGGCACACAUAACUAACCUCCCUUUGGACCUGGAUGUGGACCCUAAGCUGAUGAACAAAGAAACUCUGGAGGAAACAGGAAGCUUCCUACUUUCAGGGAGUCUUCCUCAGCACUGCCUCUAUACCAGACUCAGCUCACUGCAGAAACUCAAGGAGGAACUAGCCUUCACUGUCUGCCUACAAGUCCUGUUUAACUCCCUAGACGACCUGGUCCAGUGGAACAUGGAUGUUAACGUCGGAAAGCCCCUCACUGCCAAACUGGAUCUCAACCGUCCCACCAGGAAGAACAGCUGUCAGCUGACGUGUCCCAUGCCGCACAGCCCCUCGACCAGCCCCAGCCACAGCCCUGCAUCUGACCGCCGCUUCCACAGCCAGGGCCCAUGCUUCCCCCAGCAGCACAACAACCCCUACCUCAACGUCUGCGAGCCCCUCCACGGAGCUGUAGGGGGCUAUGGGGACUUUCGAUUGUACGUUGACCAUACACAUCAAUAUGAGAAUAUGCCAUGCUCGCCCUACCUGAACCCACCAAGUAUUCCCAUUGAGACCACUGAUGACAUUGACGACAUGCAGAAUGAGUUCAUGAAUAGUUUGCAACUCUAUAACCAUCCCUGAGUGAGUACACAGUGGUAAACCAUUAAUUUAAGGGAUACUCCACACAUAAAAAAAAUACAAUUCUCUCAUCAUUUAGCCAUCCCAGAUGUUUAUGACUGACUUCCAUUGAAUGAACAUCUCCAUGAGUCAAUACAAUGGAAGUGUAUGGGAUCACCAAAGUUUGCAUUUGAAGCAUCGGCUUUGUCAAAAGGUCUUAAAAGUUGUCAAAAGAAAGUCAUAUACAUCUGGGAUGGCCUUAGAAUGAAUAAAUGAAAAGUCCUUUAAAGACUGUGGAGAUAAUAUAUUAAAGGUUUUUUAGCCUUUUUUAUAAUAGGACAGAUCAGAGCUGAUGGGUGCCGGGAUUGGGAAAGAGUUGGGAUUUGAACAGCGUUAUAUGACGUGUUCUGCCCACAUGGCUAUCAGUGAUUGUAAUGCAAAAAUGUAUCAUCUCAAGUGAUUGUCUAAUCUCUAUCAGUUUUCAGUCUUUAUUUUCAUGUUACUAACUUAUUACAACACCUCCAAAAUAUUUUAGCAUAAAGAAAAUACUGUAGCAAUGUUACUGUAAGUAUAUAGUAAUUUAAAAUAUUUUAUGUAAAAAAUCCUGUCACCUUUUUACAUCUCAAAACAUCUUUCUUCAUAUAGAUUUUAAACAUAUUUAGAAAAAUUGUCUUUAUUUUUAAACAAAAAGUGCAUGAAUCAAAUGUCAUGAUUAUCUUUUAACAUGUAGAUAUUGUUCAUAACUCUGGCUUUGAAAUUAAAGGUUACUCAAUGUGAGAAGGUCAGUUACAAUUUCAUAAAAAAGAAAAGAAAGAAACAAGAAACCACUUAAAAACAAGUAAUUGAUUAAAAAGAAUAACUAGAAAUCCAAUGAAAAUAAAUUUCUGAACAUCUCGUGUGAUCAAUAUUUCUCAGUAAAUGGUAACUUAAUAGUUUCACCGCAUAAACAAAUGCGUGUCGCCAAGAUGUUAGGCAACUAGAUGACUUUGACUUCCUCUUCACAUUACAUAACAGUGCACUUCUAACCUCAGCCUUGGAUUUCAUCUCCACAAAUGCGGCCGGAGUCUUUUAUUUGAGCUGCCCCACAUCCAUG
Molecule: messenger RNA, 3857 nt
Organism: Carassius gibelio (silver crucian carp)
Lineage: Eukaryota; Metazoa; Chordata; Actinopteri; Cypriniformes; Cyprinidae
Product: mucosa-associated lymphoid tissue lymphoma translocation protein 1
Exons: 18
Coding region: 329-2788 (819 amino acids)
Biological process (GO): proteolysis
Molecular function (GO): cysteine-type endopeptidase activity
Source: RefSeq, a predicted model, not a curated record